Messenger RNA from Salvia hispanica, 1849 nucleotides. Its product is annotated as putative serine/threonine-protein kinase PBL21. NCBI's taxonomy places the organism in Eukaryota, Viridiplantae, Streptophyta, Magnoliopsida, Lamiales, Lamiaceae. Gene Ontology annotation, biological process: protein phosphorylation. The record is from RefSeq and is a predicted model, not a curated record. Gene Ontology annotation, molecular function: protein kinase activity; ATP binding.
UUGCGCUGCUUUCCCCAAAAGGCCCACAAAUUCUUCACACAAACUUAAAACAAAUUCAAGGGAGAGAAAAAGAUUUGAUUUUUAUAUAGAGCGAGACGAGGAAGAAGAGGGAAUUAACCAUUAAAGGCGGCGCUAGAAAAAAAGGGGCUGUGUAACGUUGGGCGGGAGAAAAAAAGAAGCUAACUUUGCUGUUGAAUUUGAUAAGUUUUAUUUAAAUGUGCUUAAUUUAAAGUGGGCUCUCCUCUUUCUUUGUAAAAAUGCAAUCUUUUUCACACACUGCUUGAUAAAUGUGCGUGUUUGUCUCUGGAAUUCUGAAUUGUUUUUGAAGUUUGGCAUAGAUCUGUUUGGGGAAAUUUGAACGUGUGAUGUUUGGAUCAUACGAGGGAAUGUGACAUGCUCUCUCUCUCUCUCUCUCUCUCUCAUAGUAAUUGUUUUUCCUGGUUUUUCAAAUUUCUUUCCUCUUUGAGCGUUUGAGGGAUUGAUUUGGUAUAUAUUAGGUGAGUUUAAUUAGGAUUCUGCUUAAGGAAAUAUUUUUAGGGCAAAAAGGAUUUGAUAGAGGUAAAAAGCAGGAAUUUUGGGGUUUUAAGCUUUGGAGAAGAAGAAGAAGAAGAAUGGGUUGCUUUUCUUGCAUACGUCCUUCCAAAAAGAAUGUGAAGGAUUAUAAUGCAGGAGAUAUAGACACGAAUUCAGUGGUUGGUGGGAGGAGAAAGGCUAAUGUGAAUGGUAAUGUGAGUAUGAAGAAGGGUGGUUCUGGGAGGGCGAAGGGCAAGGACGGAAACAACCCUUCGAAGGGCAAUGCUGCUCAUAGCUUCACAUUCAAAGACCUUGCUCUGGCCACUCAGAACUUUAGGGAGUCUAAUCUGAUAGGCGGGGGAGGUUUUGGGAGCGUUUACAAAGGUCGCCUUGAAUCUGGCUUGGUUGUUGCUGUGAAGCAGCUUAAUCUUGAAGGGCUGCAAGGGAAUCAAGAAUUCAUUGUGGAGGUUCUAAUGCUGAGCCUUUUGCACCAUCCGAACCUCGUGAACCUGAUCGGGUAUUGCACUGAUGGCGACCAGAGGCUCCUCGUUUACGAGUUCAUGCAGAUGGGCAGCUUGGAGAAUCAUCUGUUUGAGCCUACUCAGAUGCCACUGAGUUGGAGCACGAGGAUGAAGAUCGCUGUUGAUGCUGCUCGUGGCAUCGAGUAUCUUCACUGCAAAGUGAAUCCACCUGUCAUCUAUCGCGACUUGAAGUCUUCGAACAUACUGUUGGACAAUGAUUUCAAUGCCAAGUUGUCAGAUUUCGGGCUUGCCAAGCUAGGGCCGGUUGGCGAAAAUACUCAUGUCUCAACGCGAGUGAUGGGGACCUACGGAUACUGUGCUCCGGAAUACGCCGAGAGCGGCAAGCUCACCCUAAAAUCCGAUAUCUACAGCUUCGGUGUGGUUCUGUUGGAGCUCAUCACCGGACGCAUGGCCAUCGACCACACCAAACCCCCGGGAGAGCAGAAUCUUGUUAAGUGGUCUCUGCCGUAUUUGAAGCAACCGAAGAGAUACAUACAGAUGGUGGAUCCUCUACUCGAAGGGCAGUUCUCGGUCCGGUGCCUCCACCACGCUGUUGCAGUCGCUGCAAUGUGCCUGCAAGAACAAGCCAACUUCCGCCCGUUGAUCAGCGACAUUGUGUUGGCGCUCGAGUUCCUCGCGUCGCAGCCAGACAACUCUCGGAGAGGCAUGUCCCACAUCCGGACCUCACCAUCGCCAUCGCACGUAGAUGCUAAAAGGGCCGAUUUGAGAAGGCACGGUCGUGAGAAUCGGUCGAGCUGAAGCUCCGGCCUCGUCCACGGCUGACAACCCUCGUCUCCGGGCGAGCUCUCCCCGAG